AUGGUCGCCGCCCCUCCCGCUACUCCCCAGCAGCAGCCGCAGGGUGGCGGGCGGCGCAGCAACUACCGCGGUGGCGGGCACAAGCAGCAGCGGCGGGCCAACGGGGGGGGGGCUUGUCAGCAGCACCAGCCCUCCCUGUCGUGGACCUACGGAACCAACCCUUGGACGGGUGUCAUCCAUGCGUACUCGAUGCCGGUUCCCCGGCCUCCAGCCCCGUGCAUCCUUGGGCCCCGUCCGGCGAGCCACCAGGCGUACCUCACCGCUCCCGGCACCGCGCCCUAUGCCGCCCCUACCCUCCCUGCAUCGCCGGCCAUGGGCGGCUACGACGCCACUCCCGCGCCACCUUACGGCGGGUUCUACCCGCCCCAGGUGCCGCCACCGUGGGAUCCCGCCCUCCUCGCCGCCUUGCACUCGGCUCCGUCACCUAGCAACUAUGGUGGCGGCGGGGACUGGUACAUGGACUUGGGCGCCACCGCUCAUAUGAAAUCUCAUCCCGUCACAAAUCUUGUAUUUGUUCGUCGCCUUGCUCGUGAGAAUCCUAUCACUGUCGAAUUUGACGAUGUUGGCUUUUCUGUCAAGGAUGCCCGUACACGGAUGGUACCGUCCCUCCCCGCGCAGCUUUCGGCGCCUCCAGCGGCGCGGCUCGCCCCUGCCAUCACCAACGGCAGGCCACCCCCUUCGCUGAGUAGCGCCCUGGCCCCAUGCCCUGUGCCCUCUGGCCUGGCCGCCCCCUUCGGGGCCCCAGACGUCAUGGGUUCGGCCGCCCCCUCCAGCAGCGCCUCGGGUGAGGCCGCCUGA
This is a messenger RNA of Aegilops tauschii subsp. strangulata, 798 nucleotides long. Lineage: Eukaryota; Viridiplantae; Streptophyta; Magnoliopsida; Poales; Poaceae. The record is from RefSeq and is a predicted model, not a curated record.